CCGUUACCUCAGCAACGACGGACGCUGGAGGUGGCGGCGUCGGGCCUUACGGUCCUGUGCUGCUCUGGGUGGCGUGAGGCGCUGUCUCCCGAGACCCAGCCCGCAAGGGAGAGGCGAGGGGAGGAGUGAGGAUGGAGGUGGAUGUUCCUGCAGUCUGCUCUUUGCAGUCCCUUGCCAAGCUGCUCAGUGAUGCACGCGAGGAUGAGGACGACGAUGACUUUGGUCCGUGCUGUUCUGUCAGUGCCGUGACUCCUGGGAGCAUCGGACCAGUAAAGAAAGAGAGCACUGAUACCUUACAAGUGAAAUCUGAACACAGCAAAACUAUUUGGAGCUCAGAAGAGGUCCCAGAAGGAUCCGAAUUUGACGACACCUGGGAUCCUAGAGAACAGCCAGAGUAUGAGAUUUCCUUCAAACAGCAGGUGGGAACAGAGGAUGUCUUCUUUGGGAUGAGCAGGAAAGACCCUUCCACAGCCUGCUGUGAAGAUAUGGUGAUUAAAAUCAAGCUGCCAGAGACAAAGUUCUCAGACAUCACGUUAGAUAUCCAGGACAAGGUGCUUGACCUCCGAACUCCCCAAAAGAAGCUACUGCUGCAUCUCCCUUGCCCUGUGGACAGCAAGAAGGGGAAAGCUCGUUUCCUCUCUGAAGAGGAGCUCUUGGAAGUCACCUUAAGGAUGAGAAGGGAGUUUGAUUUCAUCAAUUUUGCCUAAUAGAGAAGUGGAGGAACUUCACAAAAAGGAAUCUCUGUAAAUCUGAAGUCUUUUCAAAAUCUGAGUAGUCGUGAGAUUGUUCCCCUUUAUCAGUCCAGGGGGACUGUAACAGAAUAAAUUCAGUAAGCCAGGAGGAAAAGGAGGUCCAUGCAUCACACCCACAGAUCCUGUAAGCUGGGGCUGUCUGGCUCUUGAACUGCUCUUGUUAACAUUCUGCUUCCUGCUGUCCAACACGGGCUCUGAAUUGGAAAACAGCAGGUCACAAAGUCUGCAGAGUGGGGAAAGUCUUCCUGUGGUCUCUAAGUAGCGUGAGGAGGCUCUGACCAGCAGCUCUGGCUCCUGGUUACUGUUGGAAGACUUGCAAGUGAGGUGCAUUUGGCCCCCCGUGCUGGCACUGAGGCCUCUUCAGAUCCCCUCCAAAACUCUUUGGGGAUCCAUAGCCACGUCUCUAGGCUUCUUUACCCUGGCAGAACAAGGCAGGCAGCUACUGCUGGAUUGCUGAACAACUCAGCUCUUUUGAAUGGCUUUUGACAAUAUGUGGUUCAAUGUCAUCCAUUCACCUGCUGUCCCUCCAGCUAUUCUUCUGAUCUUUAUUAAUAAAAGAAUAUGCUCUAAUGAACCAUUCUGGUUACUUUUCACUCUUCCUCCCCCAGAGACUUCCUAAAAGUGGAAGGAGAGGGAUUUUGCAUUACAAAGUACCAUUUUCUUAAAGGGCUGAAGUGCAGCAGGAGCUCUUGUUUUGGCCUUCAGGUCUAAUCUGGAGCGACAGAGAUGGCAACCAAGAGAUUUCUCUCACCACCCUCUGGGCAGACACACUCACUUGGUGCUGUUAAACGUGCAGGAAGCAAAGAGAUCCGCUCAGCAAUCAGAGGAGAGGACAAGCAGGGCUGGCACUUUGAUGGCUCUUAAUCAAAUCCUUUAAUCACUGCAAAAAUAAAAUGGCUUUGGGUCCUGCAUUUGUCUGGCAAUAAAAAUGAAACAAAAUUGGCCGGCUAGGCUGUGGAUGGCAUCCAUGCUGCUGAACUUGAUAGGAAAGGUGAAUUCUCUAUCGAAGACAUUGAUGGUGAUUUUUCAGAUGUAUUUUUGCCCGUUGGAGUUUUCAGAAUUUGUUGUUUGUAAUCUACUUCUUUAUAACUCUCCGAUAAACCUGAUGGUGUUUGGGUGCUUCAACCACUUCCCUUAAAGUGCUUCCAUCCCUCGGAGCAGAGCAACACAGCCCAAUCUCUGCUUUGGUGUGAGUGCACUGAAAAACAAUGAUGACUCAUCCUAAGCCACCGGGCAGGCUGACAACAUUCAGGGGCAACUCCGGUUUGCAUUUGAAGUUUCCAUACCUUGCAUUUGAAUAGCUCUUAUUCCAACUGCACAAAGCCAUGGGGAGGGGAACAAGGCAGAUGUAUGGAAGGCUGAGCUCAU
Messenger RNA from Lagopus muta (rock ptarmigan), 2120 nucleotides. It is a transcript of the gene DNAAF6, whose product is annotated as dynein axonemal assembly factor 6. The transcript has 7 exons. The record is from RefSeq and is a predicted model, not a curated record. Gene Ontology annotation, biological process: axonemal dynein complex assembly; flagellated sperm motility. The coding region runs from base 132 to 707 and encodes 191 amino acids. Lineage: Eukaryota; Metazoa; Chordata; Aves; Galliformes; Phasianidae. Gene Ontology annotation, molecular function: protein-folding chaperone binding; dynein intermediate chain binding. Gene Ontology annotation, cellular component: cytoplasm.